Molecule: messenger RNA, 327 nt
Organism: Leishmania braziliensis MHOM/BR/75/M2904
Lineage: Eukaryota; Euglenozoa; Kinetoplastea; Trypanosomatida; Trypanosomatidae
Exons: 1
Coding region: 1-327 (108 amino acids)
Cellular component (GO): centrosome; ciliary basal body
Source: RefSeq, a predicted model, not a curated record
AUGGCUGCCCUCGGGUCAGAUGUGCAAGCCACCAGUGUCGAGCUGGUCUCUGUGAUUGAGAAAAUGAAGGAGCGCAAGGCGCGGCUUGAAGAGCAAAUCUCUGCCGAGGAGGCCGAGUACGAAGGCUUGCUUGCCGAAGUACGCACGAUGCAGGAGCGACUCGCAGCCCUCAGAGACAGUGUCGCGAAGAAGCAGGCGGUGCGCGCAGACUUGGAGCGAACCAUAUCGGAGACGUACUCGGCAUUCAAGAGCAUCCUGGAUGCUUCGAAGAAGCUGUUGUCCACUGCCAAGGAGGAGUCAUCGGCACUCAAGUCACAAAUAGAGUGA